This is a messenger RNA of Rhopalosiphum padi (bird cherry-oat aphid), 883 nucleotides long. RefSeq lists its product as uncharacterized. The transcript is spliced from 2 exons. The record is from RefSeq and is a predicted model, not a curated record. Lineage: Eukaryota; Metazoa; Arthropoda; Insecta; Hemiptera; Aphididae. The coding region runs from base 177 to 590 and encodes 137 amino acids.
UUCUGAAAAUACAUGUAAGUUUAUUAAAUUAAAAUUAGUAAAUCAUAAAUUAUGUACUGCAUAAUGUACACAAAUAAUAUUACAUUUAAUAAUUUUAAAAACUAUUUUGCUUAUUAUUUGUAGCUGGUAUUUCUUUGAACAAUAUUGAAGUCAUUGAUCUAAAUGUAGAUGAUAUUAUGGUUGAAAAAAGUGUAACCUCUCCAAUUUCUGAAAAUGCACAUAACUCUAUAGCUGGUACUUCUUUGAUAGCUUCUGAAAAUGAAAUUGAAGUUGUUAAUUUAGAUGUAAAUAAUAUGGUUAGUCAAGACUUACUACUGACACCUGUUAAAAGACCAAGAAAAAGAAAAUGUUUUUUUGGGGACUUUAAAUCUGAAUCGGAAAUAACAACACCAAGUAGCCGAAAAAAAUAUUGGAUAGCCAGCCAAGAAAAAGUUAAAAUAUUAAAAAGGAAAAACAAAAAAUUGAGAAAUGAUAACUUAUAUUUAAGAAAUAAAAUAAAAAAUAUUGAAGAGUUAAUUGAGCAUUUGAAGGAUAAAAAUAAAAUAUCGGAUAAUUGUUUUACAAUGCUUAAGGUGGGUUCUUAUCAUUAAUUAUACAGGGAAAUUCACCAAAUAUGCUCAACCUAUUUUCUAAUCUAAAUUUUGGAUAUUUUGUACCAAUUAUGGAUUAUCUUAUGGCGAAAAAAUCUCCUGUGUGAAGUUUGUAUUAAGUGGUACAAAACAUUUCAAGUAUUUGAAAAUAUAGUCUUUAAGUGUAUUUAAAAAUUGCAAAAACUAGACUUUAAAUUAUUUCAUUAUUAAAGGAAAAAUGUGGUUUUUUUACGAUAUUUUCAAUUAUAUAUGACUAUAUGUAUGUAUAAUGUUACAAUUUAAGAAUACUCGUG